This is a messenger RNA of Carya illinoinensis, 622 nucleotides long. RefSeq lists its product as uncharacterized. The transcript has a single exon. NCBI's taxonomy places the organism in Eukaryota, Viridiplantae, Streptophyta, Magnoliopsida, Fagales, Juglandaceae. The record is from RefSeq and is a predicted model, not a curated record. The coding region runs from base 88 to 579 and encodes 163 amino acids.
GUAGGCAAAUAUGUAAAUUUGCCUCCAAUAGUAGAGGUUCGCGUUCUGCCCCAUUUCGAAAGUUUUGACACCAUCCAUUUCCUCGACAUGUUAGGCCCAACCUCUACCUCACACCCACCGCCAUUGAUAUACCCAGCGCCUCCAAUUCGCUCAACUCUCAGACCCCUCCGACUUUCCUCACAAAACAAUCUCAGCUUCAUCUCCUUGCUUCCCAGAAUCCAAUCCCGAAUCUCUAGAAAACUCCCAAGAUUCCCAAUAUUGUUUGCAGAGAACAACAAUGGGUUGUUGAACAAAGAUCCCAAGGAAAGUGAAGAAAAACAAGAGCAACAAAUUGGGUCCGGCGGCGGCGGCGAUAAUUUGGGGAAAGAUCAACGGCCCAUAUUCGAUAUCAAGUGGGGUGAUCUGCUAAACCCAGAUCCAGAUAACCUCUUGGCAUUAGCAUUGACGGGUCUGCUCGCGUGGGCAAGUGUUCAAGUGCUUUGGCAACUCUUCUUUAUCUCUUUGGCUAUUCUUCUGGCUGCUCUCAAGUACUCCUUCAUUGCUGCUCUUCUCCUUUUCAUUCUUAUUGCCCUUCUGUGAGUCGUUUUUGGUUGGGGAAUUAUAAUUCUCUCUACUUUCUACU